AUGGGACCAGUCGUUUUGGAGUCCAUAUGCUCUAUGCAAUGGACGCGCGGGGAGGACGUGGAAUGCAGUUCUACUGGCUUCAGACUAGACGCGCACACGACCACGCGGCUGCGUCUGGACAGCGGCGACGUGGUGGACACCAGGAAAUCAGUGGCACAAGUGCGGCGAGCACGUAGUGUGGUUGCUAGUUUUCUUAUUAAUCGAGUUGCAGCCCGCGACAUUCCGAUAAAGUUGGCCAAAAGCGAGACGGGG
Messenger RNA from Iphiclides podalirius (scarce swallowtail), 252 nucleotides. The record is from the annotation of a GenBank genome assembly. NCBI's taxonomy places the organism in Eukaryota, Metazoa, Arthropoda, Insecta, Lepidoptera, Papilionidae.